This is a messenger RNA of Trichomonas vaginalis G3, 1330 nucleotides long. RefSeq names its product organellar and viral DNA polymerase type B. The annotation marks the transcript as partial. The record is from RefSeq and is a predicted model, not a curated record. The transcript has a single exon. Lineage: Eukaryota; Parabasalia; Trichomonadida; Trichomonadidae.
AUGUAUCGGAAGUUGUCUAAGUUAGAACACUCGGAAAUAAAACAACUUCUUACAGAAGCUAACAUAGAUGUUGCAAAACAUUACGCAACAAACAAAAAAGCACUCGCUGACAUCCUCAAUGACUAUAAUGGUACAAUAAGUUACGAUAGAAUUCAUGAGUUCAUAAAGCCGCAACGCGGCGAGGACGAAGUCCAUGCAAGAGCAUUUCCUUUAAAUGACGUUGCUAUUGACUUAUAUCAUAGACGUUCAGUACCUCAUGAAGUAAGGCGUGAGAUGUUUGACAUAACAAAUGCAAACGUUGGUGAAACAAGAAGAAGAGACGACACACUGAAACAACAGAGAAGAGAGAUGUUUAAAAAUGCUAUAGAACAAGUUCGCAAAGCUAACGAUGUCAUUCGUUCCAUUGACGACAAACCAAAAGAAGGUGAGAGAUGGUUAAAGAAAGAUGAAGAGAAUAGGAAGAGGAAUGUUAAGACAGGCAAUAGACUCAUUGACUUUAACAUCGAAGCUUUAGAUGAACCAAACAGAGACUACUUACACAAACAUUUCGGUAAGGUUUUCAUGAGACUCUUAGAGAAGAUUAAAAUAAACUCCCAACAAAGAUGGAUGGUAUGUUAUAAACUUGGUGGAAAGUAUGACUGUUCUACGUUAAACCUCAAUAAUAUUGGAACAUUACUACAUCAGCUCUUGAAGGAGAACUUUAUAUCAGAGAUAGAAGCAAAUGCUGCAGGUAUUGUUGAAAUGCACUAUGACUUCUUCUUGACAAACAUAAAGAAUCUUACUGAAAUAAAGAUGUAUGAUUUAACAGAAUAUGAAGGCUUAACGAUGUCAGAUGUUAAGAAAGGAAAGCCACAGAAGCGACCAUAUAGAGAUGAAAGCACACUGACAAAUGACCAGAAAGCCAUUUUGGAAGCUCUUAAGCAAACAGGAAACCCAGCACUUAUAGAAAGCUUUUGGAAAGAUAAUGGUGAAAAGAAGUUUUAUAAGAAGAGAAGCGGUCAGUUAUGGAAGUAUCUUUGCACAUUACCUAUAAAUCUUGAACGCUACCAAAUCUUCAAUGAACUGAACAAAAGAACUGCAACACUUAUGACAGAAGACAAUUGUUUCGUUUAUGCUUGCAUUCAAGCUGGAGUAGAUGAAGAAACUAUUGACCACAUGAGAGAAGUCAUUCGUGUUAGAGACUUUCCUCAAAGUAAAGUACAAGAAAUUUCCGAUUCAACAGGUAUAGCAUUUAAUGUUACCAUUGGUUAUUUCAAUGACUCAAGACAUAAUGAAAUAAAGAGAUAUAUACCAAAAGAAUGUGAAACUGUUCGAACUAUUGACUUACUUC